Messenger RNA from Dreissena polymorpha, 1530 nucleotides. RefSeq lists its product as uncharacterized. The record is from RefSeq and is a predicted model, not a curated record. Lineage: Eukaryota; Metazoa; Mollusca; Bivalvia; Myida; Dreissenidae. The coding region runs from base 3 to 344 and encodes 113 amino acids. The transcript is spliced from 3 exons.
UCAUGAAAGCUGAGAAAUAUCUACAAGAAAGAAGAGCUAGUCAGCCUAUAAACGCUGAUGCUAAUGACAUCAGUAAUAAAAAGCAUAAGAAUACAAAUGUUGAGGAUGACGUGAUAAGCAUCUAUGCCUUUGGUGAGGAGGAAGACGAUCUAUGUAAUGAGGCCGAACAAAAUGGCGGAAUGAUUACAUACGAGAAAGUCAAGCAUCUGCAUCACAAAGAUCUUCAACUUACGCGAUCCAAAUCCUUUAUGGAUCAAGAACAGGUUCAGAUGCAGAAUGGACGGACCGUGCGGUCGGCUGAGGGCAGACGCAAGGACGGGAGCUCAGCCUGUGUUGUGCAAUGAGGACAGUGGCAAAAUCAAGAAAAAAUAUUUGCUUUAAAGUAUUGACAAUGAUGAUUAUGUUCAUUUGAUUGUGUUGUUUUAUAGCAUUUACAAAUAUGGAGAAAUCAUUUUUGUUGUUAGUUAUCAUUAAUCGUCUACUUAAUUUAUAUUUUUAGAUCAAGAAAAUGAAUGCAUUUUUAAGAAAGUUUUUAUUCUUACGGAUAGAAAGCAAGUUCAUUAUGUAAUUAUUUUGAUGAUCAAUUUAAAACUCCUGUCUUCAGUUUUUCUUAACUGUUAUAAAUAUAACUACUAAUAUGUGCUUAUUUGAAAAUUGAAAUAAAAUGUAAUAAAUUUGAAAUCUCAAUUUAAAUAGCUUGGUGAUUUAAAGUUGUAGGAUUUCCGCCAUUUAUCUUGUCUGCUUUGUAAUGAUUUACACUAUGUAAGUAUUAAAAUGGUUUAACAUUUCAAAUUUACAAUAUACUAUUGCAAUGGAGUCAAAACCAAAAUUUUUUCCAAGAAUUAUAUUCGCUUAUAUAAUAUUUGAUAAUAGUGUACAGUUACUUUGAACACAAUACUAUAUAAAUAGAUAAGCAUGGGACUGACAAUUGUUCAAACUUCUAGGCUUAUGGUUGACUUUUGUGAUCGCCCUUUGUCAGUUGUUUUCAACAACAUUUACCUUAAGAUCAAUAUAGAGAAAACAUUUACUACCCUCUGUUCAUGGAAGUUAGUAAGAACAUUUAUCCACAUCUUUUUCUUUGUAUUUUUACCCAAUUGGGGAACCAAGACUUAAAAAAAUAUCCUUUUUUUCCUAAAUAAAAAGAAAGUUUUAAUACAAUUUUACAAACAGGUGAUUUUCAAAUGGACAGUGGAUUUGGACUUCCAUAUUUACUUUUGAAAGUACCAUGUGUUGACAAAUUAGAAAAAUUAUGAAUAAAUUUUAUAAAUUAACUCAGGCAUAUUUUCCAAAGAUGGUAAAAAAUGACUCUUUUAUUCAAAUAAAAACAUAGGGGAGUUCAAGAAUCGGCAAUGUGGGAUUUAAAACUAGAUCAUUACUGUAGGUCACUAAAGACAAAGUUUGUGAACACAAUGGAGGCCAAGUUUAUUGCCUAAUCUUCAUGAAGCUUAGUUAAAAUGCUUGUCACAAUCAAAUCAAACCCUAGUUUGAAACUGUGUCACAUUGGGUUAAAACUAGAUCACUAUGUCAAAU